UCUUCUGGUGGGGGCCUUCAAACCAUCUCUAUCUAAACCAGCAUCAUCAUUAUCUUCAAUCUUGAAAGUCUUGUUGUUUUACUUCAUAAUAUAAUUAUCUUUUUUAGGUACAAUAGUUAAUUAACUACCCAAUUUUCUGUAAUUUUUUUUUCUUACAACGUUAGCAACUCUUCACCGGACCCCCUUUUGCAUGAACGAAAUUAUUAUAAAAAGGAUAAAAAAAUCCAAUCUUUUUGGCAUUUUCACUGACCCUUUUCUGUCAUCUUUUGAAAAGUUUAUGCUUUAAGAAUAUUAAAGGGAAAAAAAGGAAAAAGAUGAAAAGAUGAAAAGCCUAUUUUCUGCACAUUCUGAUAUUUUUGCAUUAUGAUUCAUUCAACUUUUUCACUUGUGCAUUCCUUGUUUCAGUGCUGAUGAUUAAGGUACUGAUUUUCAGUACUUUCCAGAAGCACCAGAAACUGACAGUUAUUGCUGUAAUAAAAGAGCUUUUAUGGAUAAUUGUUGGUGUCCUAAAACACAGCACAUGGCCUUGUUUUGAUUGGCUGCAGCCUCCUACCAUCUCCUUGUCUGAAUUCAAUACAGCUUUCUUAUUUUGCAGCUAGUCUACGCAAUCAUAAUUUGCCCAUUUUUGCCUCAAAAUGUUGUAUGUAUAGUUGUAUCUCUUGUAGCUUUCUGAAUAAUAUUCAGUUAUCUUGGAGGAUCAAUGGGUGAAUCUUUGGUUGAAAUGCCAACUGCCGAGGAGAAGAUGGAUGAGUCGUUUAAGGCUAGUGGUGGAUUGGAUGUGUCUGUCUCAUUUGGUAGAUUUGAGAAUGAUGUUCUUUCAUGGGAGAAGUGGUCGUCGUUUUCUCCGAACAAGUAUUUGGAGGAAGUCGGGAGCCUCUCGACUCCCGGCUCAGUAGCUCAGAAGAAGGCCUAUUUCGAGGCUCACUACAAGAAGAUUGCUGCUCGGAAAGCUGAGGAGGAGGAGGAGGAGGAGGAGGAGAAGCCGAUGGUCCCUGCUGCUCGUAGCUUAGAUGAGUCGAGCAAUGGCGAUUGCGUGCAGAGUUUUGAUGCAGAAUUAGGUCCGUCUUUCUCCAAUGGUGAGAGAUCAGUUGAGGCUGCUGCAGAGGCAGCUGAUGCAUCUUCUGGUAACGAGGCGAAAGAAGAUGAUGGUUUUGAUGAUUCUAGUAAGCAGGAAUCCACGACGGAUGGCUUCCUAGACGGAGUUAGGGAAGGAGAAGGUAAGGAUGCAGUCGAGCUUGAACCUAAUGCCGGUGUUGAAGCUGCUUCGUGUGAGGCGGACAGGCCUCCGGGGAGGCCCAAAGGCGCGAAGCAAACGACCCCUAAGUCGAACGCAAGGAGUGUAGCUCAAAAGGCGGGUUCGACUAGGGUUCAGACGAAACCUUUGCCAUCUUCGACUCCUAAGCAUUUCAAGGCGGCGCCACCACCACCACCACCAGCGUCCUUGGUGAAGAGAGUGAAUGGAUCAGAGGCGAUGGCCAAAGGCAAGAGAGGAGCAUCCAAGUCGUUGCACACGUCUCUCAUCUUGGAUCCGAGCUCCUCCCCUGCUCAGCCCACGGCUAGGAAGCCGUUGAUGAUGGAGAAGAUGGGGGAUAAGGACAUCAUCAGACGAGCAUUCAAGACGUUCAAGAAUCGCGUGGAUGGAUCUUGCAGCAACACCAAAUCCAGCACUCCGAAGAAGGCGACGCCUACUGCAUCGGAGGCGAGGGUCUCGACUCCUCCCCUUCGUAAGAAGGGAGACGAAGGAACAAGGAAUGAUGCUGAGAAGGCGUCUGCACGAAGGAGUCGAGCUGGAACAAGAUCAAAACCUCCGGAGAUGGAUAGGAGGAACGCGAAUGGUGCUGCCUCGUCUGCCAUUAGCUUCAGAAGCGAUGAAAGAGCUGAGAAAAGGAAAGAGUUUUUGAAGAAUUUGGAGGCGAAAUCCGUCGCUAGAGCAGCAGAAAACGCUCAACUUUGUGCAAAAUCAAAGGAAGAGAAAGAGUCUGAGAUUAGGAAAUUGAGAAAGAGCCUCAAUUUCAAGGCCAAGCCUUUGCCUUCUUUCUAUAAGGAUCAAACGACGAAAUCGCGCGUCAAAAAGGCACGUGAAUCUUGUGUCAGACGAUCUAACGAGUUGUGAUUCGGAUAAGAAUAGUAUGUCAUUAAUCGGUUUAUUUUGAAUGAAAUUUUGCAGGAUGAUCCCGACAACGAGCUCCGUCAGCAAGGUACGUCAAUCUUGUAUCAGACGAUCUAACGAGUUGUGAUUCGGAUAAGAAUAGUAUGUCAUUAAUCGGCUUAUUUUGAAUGAAAUUUUGCAGGAUGAUCCCGACAACGAGCUCCGUCAGCAACUACUAGCGCGGCACGACUGAAGGGCGUUCGUGCCACGUGUCCGAUUACGUGGACAUUGAGCUGUUAUAUAUCUUAGUCAUUUAUACUGCAGUGAUAUUUUUUUUAAUCGAUUUAUUGUAUAAAAGAUUCAUAUGUAAAUAUAGUAUUAUACUUAUUUAUGUGACCACAUAUAGAGGCUUUGUAAUACAAAGGCUAUUGUUAUUUGCUGUGAUUUUUUCAGAAUAUAAAUUUUAUAGCUUCAA
Messenger RNA from Salvia miltiorrhiza (redroot sage), 2564 nucleotides. RefSeq names its product protein WVD2-like 7. NCBI's taxonomy places the organism in Eukaryota, Viridiplantae, Streptophyta, Magnoliopsida, Lamiales, Lamiaceae. The transcript is spliced from 7 exons. The record is from RefSeq and is a predicted model, not a curated record. The coding region runs from base 701 to 2113 and encodes 470 amino acids.